AUGGCUAAUUGGUCUCGUUUCUCGAAGUCCCUUUGGCUCACUUUAGCUGCUGGGCUAUUGUCAACAGCCAGCGCAUCCCCUCCAACUGUUACUCUCAAAGCAAGUGCUGCUGAAAGAUCAAGCACUGUCUUCGUCGGUCGGUCCUUGUCAGAGUUCGAUCAGGAUGUAUUCCUGGGCAUCAAAUAUGCGGACCAGCCCGUUCGAUUCACCCCGUCGGAUCUGAAGACUAGCUAUAACGCAAGCGAUAGCGACUCGGGCCUGUACGACCCGUCACUUAGUGGACUAGACUCAUCCGAUUCGGUUUACUACAAUGCCACGCAAUAUGGAUACGAUUGUCCCGGUUACGGGUCUGAUGAAGACAGUUUAAUUGAUAAGGGACUGGUCCGGGUGAAUGAAAAUUGUCUCAAUCUUAAUAUCAUUCGGCCCAAUGUACAGUCGGAAAGCAACGGCGCACAGGGUGAUGAGCUGCUUCCUGUUAUGAUUUGGAUUCUUGGAGGAGGAUGGCAGCAGGGCGCUACAGCGGACCCGAGAUAUAACAUGAGUUAUAUUGUUCAGCAAGGAGCAUUGAACGACAAACCUGUCAUGGGAGUGUCGAUCAAUUAUCGACUAGCAGCAUUUGGGUUUUUGGAUUCGGAGGAAGUGAGGGCUUCUGGAAACGGUAACCUUGCACUCCGCGACCAGCGAAAUGCCAUGCGAUGGGUGAAGCAGAAUAUAAAGGCCUUUGGUGGAGACCCCGAGAAGAUCACCAUCUGGGGAGAAUCUGCAGGUGCUUAUAGCGUGGGUGCUCAUUUGGUAACCAAUGGUGGAGAUAAUGAGGGUCUUUUCAGAGCUGCAAUCAUGGAGUCUGGAAAUGCCGUCGGACCUCCAUAUAACGGCACUGAGUGGCAUCAGCCCAUGUAUGACCAAAUUGUGAAUUUGACUGGAUGCUUCAACUCCACUGAUACGCUGCAAUGUCUUCGGGAGGUGCCUUAUGAAUCGCUAUACAAGGUGGCAUAUCAGGGAUCGGAAUGGUUUGCAACAAUUGAUGGUACCUUCAUCAAGGAAUAUCCCCAGAUAAGCUACAGCGAGGGCAAAAUCGCCAAAGUCCCAAUCCUGCUUGGAGCCAACACCGACGAAGGAACAAGCUUUGGAACAACAGGGACAGAUACGGAUGAAGAAUGCAUUGAACAGCUUAUUUCCUCUAAACGCUGGGUUCUUACUCGCGAACAAGCCACAAAGCUUCUCACAUACUACCCCAACAACCCUGCUCUCGGAUGCCCUUACGGCUGGGGAAAUGUGACCUGGCCAAAGCUGGGUCUCAUGUACAAGCGAUAUGAGUCUAUGGCCGGGGAUAUUACCAUGGUAGCUCCGCGACGACUACUGGCAAAGACUAUGGGAAAAUAUGAAAAGGAGGUAUAUUCAUACCGAUGGGAUGUGGCAGCACUGAACUCAUCGAGCACCAUUGGAGUUGGACACUUUGCAGAGAUUCCAUUCGUCUUUGCCAACCCUGUUCAAGAUAUCACUCCCCUUGGAUCCGACCCAGCACGGCUUGAACUGGGCAAGAUGGCGGCCCAGAUGUGGACGUCUUUCGUUACAGAUUUGGAUCCUAAUGGACACGGUGUCUCCAACAUUCCACGAUGGCCGAAAUAUACCGAAGAUCCCACCAACUUUGUCUUCCGUCUUCCCAUGAAUGAGAGCUAUGUUGAGGACGACACUUUCCGAGCUACGGGGAUAGAGUAUAUUAACAGUAUCCAGCGGUAA
This is a messenger RNA of Aspergillus wentii DTO 134E9, 1740 nucleotides long. Its product is annotated as putative triacylglycerol lipase (LipA). The record is from RefSeq and is a predicted model, not a curated record. NCBI's taxonomy places the organism in Eukaryota, Fungi, Ascomycota, Eurotiomycetes, Eurotiales, Aspergillaceae. The transcript has 9 exons. The coding region runs from base 1 to 1740 and encodes 579 amino acids.